This is a messenger RNA of Brienomyrus brachyistius, 2367 nucleotides long. RefSeq names its product TAF12 RNA polymerase II, TATA box binding protein (TBP)-associated factor (gene taf12). Bases 556 to 1053 code for a protein of 165 amino acids. The record is from RefSeq and is a predicted model, not a curated record. Gene Ontology annotation, cellular component: SAGA complex; SLIK (SAGA-like) complex; transcription factor TFIID complex. Gene Ontology annotation, molecular function: TBP-class protein binding; protein heterodimerization activity; DNA binding. The transcript is spliced from 6 exons. Gene Ontology annotation, biological process: DNA-templated transcription initiation; RNA polymerase II preinitiation complex assembly. NCBI's taxonomy places the organism in Eukaryota, Metazoa, Chordata, Actinopteri, Osteoglossiformes, Mormyridae.
AGCACAGAAUUAUUUUCAGUUUGACACACAGCGGCAACCGAACAAAAAAGUAUUUGAUCUUGCCGGCAGCUAACUUGCUAUUAAAAUUAGCGGGAUCCAGCAGUUAAGGUAGCUGGAUCGUCGCUUCAGUCUGGUCAAUACGGACAAGGUUAGCUUGUUACGUUUAGUCUUUGGAAAAGAUAAUUCAUAAUAUUUUGGGGUUGGUUAUAAGUACGUAUUACUUUGAAACUGCAGUGUGUGUAUAUAAAGAAAACAUUUAUGUACGUAGUUAGCUAACCAACGGGAUAUCUGUGACUGUCAGGUGCGAAUGGUGUAAAAGAAAAUGGACUUAUAAUUAUUAAUCUGAACAAUCUGAAUAUUAGUACAAUAAAAGUAGGUGCUCAAAGCGGCGGAUAUUGGCUUUAGUAAAUGUUCGAUAAAUAGCUGUAGCACGGGACCGGAAAUUGGCGGGUAAACUAUUUCCUUAAUCACGUUGAAAGCCCAGUUUUUAUAAAGCCAAAAGCUGCCUCAGGACCUGGUGAGGCACUGCGAUUUAAAGUUCUGGCCACAUAGAUUAUGACCCAGUACCAGCCGCAGACACUGAUCAACCUCUCCAGCUUCUCCAGCACCGUGAAAGCCGACCCCAGUUCCACCCCUCCCCUCUCCACCAGCAUGGCCAACAGCACCGCUGCUGCCCCGAGCAAGGUGCUGGGGACCCCCGGUCCUGCCGGGAGGCUGAGCCCCGAGGGCACACAGGUGCUCAGCAAGAAGAAGCUGCAGGACCUGGUAAGGGAAAUCGACCCAAACGAGCAGCUGGAUGAGGACGUUGAAGAGAUGCUGCUGCAAAUCGCCGACGACUUCAUAGAGAGCGUGGUGACUGCCGCAUGCCAGCUGGCUCGCCACCGCAAGUCCAACACGCUGGAGGUGAAGGACGUCCAGCUGCACCUGGAGCGCCAGUGGAACAUGUGGAUCCCCGGCUUUGGUUCUGAUGAGAUCCGCCCCUACAAGAAGGCCUGCACUACAGAAGCCCACAAACAGAGGAUGGCACUGAUCCGCAAAACAACCAAGAAAUAGUAGCACUGGAGGAAGCUGGACGGACACACUCUGAUUCUUGUACCUUUUUCCUUUAUUUUUAAAAUCUGGGUUUGUCUGGGUUGGGUCACUGGCUGCAGAAGAUAAGAUGUGGGAAAUCCCCAAGUUAUGAUGUGUUUAAGGACCUGAUAUCAUGUACAUUUUUAAGACUAGGGGUGGGGUGAGGGCGGGGAUGGGGGUGGGGUUAGGUGGGGAUGUAACCUUUCUUACCUGGUUCAUUCGUACGCCAUGAGUCUGAGUUCCACGUGCUUCGAGGCAGGACCCCAAGGGCUGGCCAACACUGUGCUCGAACUGUGAGGAGUGCUGUCACUUUGAUUUUUUUUAAAUAUAUAUUUUGGAUAGUUUGCCAAAGUGCACCAACUGCUCCCACUGUAUGUACUCGGUCACCUAUUUUUGUUUUGAUUUGGCUUUUUAACAGCAUUUGGAGCCAGAUUCAGAUGGAUGUCGGUUGAAAAUAAUGUAGCUCAACGCCAUGCCGGCUUGUCUGACUGCAGUCUGCACGUCAUCCAUGACAUCAUCUCCGUGCGUUUCGGUUCGUAGGCAUUCUCCAGUGUAUCCAUGGCGUUGUGAGCCUGGGGUGUGUUGUCUUCAAUGUCCCAUUAGUUGUCUUCUGUUGCCUCGCUGCUGCCCCCAGUGGAGAGAGGCACAGUAGGGUUUAUAAGUGGUGAGAAGUGUGACGUUUAAGAAACACGUCGUGUGUGAUUUUCAUGCACUGCCGUCUCCCCUUGUUAGUUUAUUGGCAUCCACAGUGAUUGACAUCUCAGCCUCUGACAGAACCUGGCAGUUCUCCCAUGGUUUCUAUGUUUGGGUCGCACCUUGAUUUAUUUGUUGAGUGUUCAGUACUGUAGGUCCAGGUCCAGGUUCUGUCUUUGGAACGGGGUUCUCCAAAGCCACAGUCUGACUGCACAUUAGAUUCUGCUCGACGUGGAUCGUAGAUCGUCAGUGCCGUCAGCCUGCGACGGAGUCAAUGGCAGCCCUUUCGUGUAUCCCAGAGUUUUGACCAUUGGGGUGGGGGGGCGGGGGGGGGGGCGUUGUUUGUGUGUUAUCACGCUGCUUCGCGAUGGAAUGUGUCCCCAUUACGCAUUCGGGGGUUGGGUGAAAUGGGCUUUUAAAGCAUGGUGUGUGAAACAAAGGUGCAGUUUGCUGUGCGGGGUGGGGGGGGAUGUGGACACUCAAGCAAGGUAUGGGGGGGUGACUGACUUCCUCAGCAGCGGGGUCACAUCUUUGAGUUCGUAUGAUGGUUUAAAUACUCCCCUUGUUUUUCCCUGUCAAUAAAACGUGACUAAUUUCCCUGUA